CCAGUCCACGGCGGAUAAGGGGGACCAGUCCCUGUGCGGGGAGAAGAAGUUCUCGGUCCCGCAGCCGCCCUCCAUCGAGGACUUCGCCAUAGUGAAGCCCAUCAGCCGCGGCGCUUUUGGGAAGGUUUAUCUGGCCCGGAAAAAGAAGAACAACAACAACAGCAAGCUGUUCGCCGUGAAGGUGGUUAAGAAGGCGGAUAUGAUCAAUAAGAACAUGGUUCACCAGGUUCAGGCUGAAAGGGACGCUCUGGCUUUGAGUAAAAGCCCUUUUAUUGUACACUUAUACUACUCUCUACAGUCGGCCAACAAUAUCUACCUGGUCAUGGAAUAUCUCAUUGGAGGAGAUGUGAAGUCUCUCCUGCACAUCUACGGUUACUUUGAUGAGGAUAUGGCGGUUAAGUACAUUUCUGAGGUCGCUCUGGCCCUCGACUACUUACACAGGCAUGGAAUAAUUCACAGGGACCUUAAACCAGAUAACAUGCUGAUAUCCAAUGAAGGUCACAUUAAGCUAACAGACUUCGGACUCUCCAAAGUAACUCUAAAGAGAGAAAUUAACAUGAUGGAUAUUCUUACAACACCUUCAAUGGCCAAACCCAAUCGAGACUACUUCCGCACUCCAGGACAAGUUCUAUCCCUAAUAAGCUCUCUUGGAUUUAAUUCUCCAGUCCACAGUAAGGUGCAGGGAUCCAGUUCCUCAAUACUGAAUGAGUCGUCUCAGAGCAACGCUACACCUCUUGUAAUGGGAAAUAAAGAAAAUACAGUGAGAGCCAGCAAGCUCCAAAUAUUAUGUCCUGAAGUAAACACAUCCAGUCCCAGCAUGCCAGUUAAAUGUCUGACACCCAACCUUCUGAAGUUCAGGAGACGGCUGGGCACCUCCAGUACCAGCAGUCAGUCCCGGUUGUGCUUAUCAAGCAUGGAGUCGGAAUAUUGCAGCAGUCCAAAAUGGGAAACCGGAAACCAGGAUUUAGAAGGUCCUCCGUUUCUCAGCUCCAGCCGUUUAAUAAAGAAUAGUAUGUCCGAUAAGUCACUAAGUAAACUCCAGCUAGGAAAAGUUGGCAAGUGCAUAAAAGAUCUAGAGUCGGCCAUCUCCCCCAUUGUUAUUCGCAGAAACGGCAAGAAAUUGGAUAUCCACAAUGACAUGGACUUAGAAGAUACUCCCAUUGCUGGUCUGAAUGCAAAAGGCAUCAUAAGGAAAUGUCUCUAUGACCCCAACCUGCAUGAAGAAAAGGAAAACUUAAGUGCAGAUGGACGAUUUAAAGACUUACUCAGAUCUCCGGAAUCUCCUCCUUGGCUGGCAAGUUCAUCUUUGGAUCCCUUAAAGUACAAUGAAGAUGAAAAUGGUGAUAGGGUCGGAGUCAAAAGAAGUUUUUCACUUGUUGAAACGAGUCCCGGAGAAGAGCUUAAGGAAAAAAAGAACAAUUCUCAGUAUAAGAGAGGCUGCAAACUCUCAGAGGUUAUAGCCAACCCCAGUACAGGUCUGACAAUGGAGAUAGAGUCCAUGUUUCUCGGUGGCCUCCAUAAAAGUAUUGAGAAGGAUAAUAAACUCGAAGAUGCUUUUGUCCCUGCUCCGGUUACUCCCGAAAAUCAUUGCUCGGGAAAUCCAGUUGCCAAGAACUUGUUGUGCGAGUUAAAUGAGAAUUGUGAGCAGGAGGAGAACAUCAACUCUGGACCAGAGAAGGACAGUGCUUGGAAACAAAGUCCAGAUGGGGGUUCGGAGCCUUGUCCUAAUAUGUCUAUUACAGAACACCCGCUGGAGAAGGAGCUGUGUGAUGUAGAUAAAAGCAUGAAAGAACUGUCCUUCGAGUCACAGAGUGAGGAGAAUGGCGGAUCCCCUUCUGAGGAAGCAAAUGCAGCUGCAAUAUCUGAACAUAAAGAGCAAAGGAACGGAAGGUGUAUGGUGGCUGGUUUUUCAGAAUCGGUCAAUGAUUCUUUGGCAUCUCCAGCAACAACAAGAACUAUAAACAAGUCUACAAGAAGAGCCGUAGUGGCUUUCAGGAGUUACAACAGUCCUAUAAACGUGUCAAGCCUCUCAGAACGUUCUCGGAUAAGUGUUGGGUCGGUGGAUAAAAUACACUUCUCUUUGGGGUGUACCAGAUCUUACCCAUUGAUGGUUACUCCUGCGCAGAAGGAUAGAACGUGCCUGAAUUUCCAGGGUCAGGCAGAAACCCCAUAUAGGACACCAAAGAGUGUGCGACGAGGAGCGGUCCAGCCCGAGAAAGAGAAAAUCCUUGGGACUCCAGACUACUUAGCUCCAGAGCUGCUACUUGGGAAAUCCCAUGGACCAGCAGUGGACUGGUGGGCCCUUGGAGUUUGUCUUUUUGAGUUUCUGACCGGCAUACCUCCAUUUAAUGAUGAAACUCCAGCUCAAGUGUUCCAGAAUAUUCUGAAAAGAGAUAUUCCUUGGCCAGAAGAUGAGGAAACCCUUUCGGUUAACGCUCAAGAUGCAAUAAAUAUUCUCCUCACCCUGGACAACACAAAGAGAGCGGGAUUAAAGGAACUCAAGGCUCAUCCUUUUUUCCAUGGCAUAGAAUGGGAAAUCUUGCAGAACCAGCCAAUGCCUUUCAUUCCGCAGCCAGACGAUGAAACGGACACCACUUACUUUGAAGCCAGAAAUAACGCCCAGGAUCUUAAAGUGUCUGGAUUCAGCCUGUAGGACUCUCUGCCCAUGAACCUUCCUUUUUUCACUUUUUUAUUGUUUGUGAAUGUGAACACUGCCUAUAUUACUUAUUCAGGUUUUUAGCUAAGCUGCCUACGUUUUGUAGUUUUAAUGAGGCGUGUGAUAUUCCCAUACGUAUAAAAAAUUUGACCGCGGAUGUUGAUUUUAGACUUUGUAAAUAUUUUGCUCUUGACCUGUGCACCUUACAAUAAAGGGAACCUGUCAGGAGUUUCUUGCUGCUUGAACCAUGAGGAGCAUGAAACAAGGACAGGCUCCCUCAGUACAGCCACAAAACAUUUACUCUGAAUAAAAGGGUUUCUGGGAGAUCAUAGUUUAAAAAUGAGAAUGGGGCAAAAAGUCAUCUUGGAGGUCCCAGCUGGCUUCUCUCCUAUUUGUGUAUAGGAAGAGACCUGUCGAGAAAGACGCUACAAAGGACCCUCCAGAUAAUUUUUCACCCUGUUCCCCGUCCAUAUUUAUGGGGUUAAUUUACGAAGAUUAGUGUUUGAUCCCUCUGCCAUGCCCCCUAUGCAAGCCUGGGGCAGAUUAGAUUAGACCUUAAUAAAUUCACCUCAAUAACUUCUCUGAAACACUGUAGCCUGUCAGGGUAAAUAGGUAAGGAGGGUGUAAUGAGGAAUCCUAUCCGUAGCUCGGGCCGCAUGAAACUCUUGACAGAUUUCCUUUUUAAGCCUGGAAAAUGCAACUGUAAAUCUUAAUUUAAAAUAAAGUAUUAUAAUGUCUG
Molecule: messenger RNA, 3395 nt
Organism: Hyla sarda
Lineage: Eukaryota; Metazoa; Chordata; Amphibia; Anura; Hylidae
Gene: MASTL
Product: microtubule associated serine/threonine kinase like
Exons: 12
Coding region: 200-2653 (817 amino acids)
Biological process (GO): intracellular signal transduction; peptidyl-serine phosphorylation
Cellular component (GO): nucleus
Molecular function (GO): ATP binding; protein serine/threonine kinase activity
Source: RefSeq, a predicted model, not a curated record